UCUUGUUUUACGGCUUUCCCAGCUUUCCCGGCUUUCGCUGGUGGACGCUUGUUUCGCGUGCGAGAGCCGUGGCGAGUGGUGUUCGUUUUCGAACCAUGGCUCGUCCGGCGUCGGAGGAAUGCCCCUUGGGCAUCUCGUGGCACGACACAGCCUGGAUCCAGGCUCUGGAGCCCGGCAACGUGAUGGACUACUUCUCGGAGAGGAGCAACCCGUUCUACGACCGCACAUGCAACAACGAGAUAGUCAAGAUGCAGCGGCUGAGUGCCGACCAGCUGAGCCAGAUGACGGGCUUGGAGUACAUCUUGCUGCACGCCCAGGAGCCCAUCCUGUACGUGGUGCGCAAGCAGCACCGCCACUCACCCUCCCAGGUCACCCCGCUGGCGGACUACUACGUGCUCGCGGGCGUCGUGUAUCAGGCGCCCGACCUGGGUGCCGUGCUCAACUCUCGCCUCCUCGCCACUGCGCACAGGCUACAGGCUGCCCUGGAUGAAUCCCUGUCCUUUGCCCGCUACCACCCGUUCCGUGGCUACUGGUGGCAGUUUCCGGACGGCCGGCCGCAGCCCAAGCCGCCCGCCAAGCACGCGCCGGGGAGCAUCUUCCAGAGGCGCCGAGUGGACCUGCUCCUCGCCGAGUUGGCCGCAAACUUCCCACCCAAGCAGCACGAAGAGGCUGCCAAGCAGGAAACGCCCGCACCACGGCCAGAACCAAGCCAAGCCAAGUCAGCCAGGGGUGAGAAGCGGCCCCGGCUGGCGUGACCAAUAAAAACGGACAUAUACUCGUA
Molecule: messenger RNA, 781 nt
Organism: Ixodes scapularis (black-legged tick)
Lineage: Eukaryota; Metazoa; Arthropoda; Arachnida; Ixodida; Ixodidae
Gene: MED6
Product: mediator of RNA polymerase II transcription subunit 6
Exons: 2
Coding region: 96-755 (219 amino acids)
Biological process (GO): regulation of transcription by RNA polymerase II
Cellular component (GO): core mediator complex; mediator complex
Molecular function (GO): transcription coactivator activity
Source: RefSeq, a predicted model, not a curated record